CAGCCAGUGGAGUGAAAGCAGCGAGAGUGGUUGCGCAGAGAAGGCUGAAACCGAUUUACUGGAGUUGCACCCGAGAGUGAGGGUCCUAGUACAUCGCAAAUAUGUCUAUUAUGUCCUAUAAUGGAGAGGCCGUCAUGGCCAUGAAGGGGAAGAACUGUGUGGCCAUCGCUGCAGACAGGCGCUUCGGUAUCCAAGCCCAGAUGGUGACCACGGACUUCCAGAAGAUCUUUCCCAUGGGUGACCGUUUAUAUAUCGGUCUGGCGGGCCUCGCCACUGACGUCCAGACAGUUGCCCAGCGCCUCAAGUUCCGGCCGAACCUGUAUGAGUUAAAGGAAGGUCGGCAGAUCAAACCUUAUACCCUCAUGAAUAUGGUGGCCAACCUUUUGUAUGAGAAACGGUUUGGUCCCUACUACACUGAGCCAGUCAUUGCUGGGUUGGACCCGAAGACCUUUAAGCCCUUCAUUUGCUCUCUAGACCUCAUUGGCUGCCCCAUGGUGACUGAUGACUUUGUGGUCAGUGGCACC
Messenger RNA from Otolemur garnettii (small-eared galago), 524 nucleotides. RefSeq names its product proteasome subunit beta type-3. Gene Ontology annotation, cellular component: proteasome core complex. NCBI's taxonomy places the organism in Eukaryota, Metazoa, Chordata, Mammalia, Primates, Galagidae. The transcript has a single exon. The record is from RefSeq and is a predicted model, not a curated record. The annotation marks the transcript as partial.